AUGCUCCCUGAGCUCGAGGGCAUCCUGCUUUCUAAGCGUGGAGUUGAUCAAGCGGGCCGUAGUCUUCACGUUUGUAAUCUGUGCGAUGAUAGCUUGAAAAAGCGGGAGAUUCCAAAGUUUGCAAUCAAGAACGGGUUUUGCAUCAGUUCACUGCCGACCAAUCUGCAGCAGGCGACGUUACCCGAACGUGUGAUGACUCAGCUCGUCUCUGUAAUGGCCGUCACCAGGGUCAUGCGUGGAGGUGCACAUCGCGCGAUUCGUUCUCAUUGUCUUACGUUUGACGCGACGCCGGGACCACAAGCGAUGUUGUUGCCGACGACAAUGCGCGGCGUGACUUCGUAUCGUGUCGUCAUGGCGGGGCCAUUCACUACCAUCCAACAAGCUCGUGUACGAAAGAUGCAUCGCGUGCGACGAACAAUGGUCGAGGACCUGCUGCGGUUUUAUCGUAUCCAUAACUCGCUCUACGAGCACAUAGCUGUCGAUUGCUCACAGCUAGCCGAAGACGAAGUUCCAGUUGAUAUGUUGAGUGAAGAGCCAGACGCUGCAAUCGAGGCAGAAGACGUUGAUGUAGAAGGCAGCCGCGUUGGGGGCGUCUUCGCCAGCGAGUCUACUGUCGCCGAGGAUGAAGUGGCGGAGCGGCGCGUGGUGUUCGUGUCUGAAGAUCGUGAGGUCGCUACUUGGAGUGAGUGUUCGGCCACCGACGACCGCACAGGUUCAGCUGAGUGUGCACAUACGGCUGUUGAGUUCUUGAACGAGACUUCGUCAGCUCCGCAAUUCUUAGUUCGUCACUCUAGCCGGUUUUCCUCGAGCCGUAAAGAGCUUUUUGCUCAGAUGUUCCCCCACCUUUUUCCAUACGGCCGCGGUCACCCAGGCGAGACGCGGCCCGUUCCAGUAUCACUUGAAGCUUGCAUUCGUCACUAUGGUAUGCUGAGCUCACGGCGGUUUGCUGAAGACGAACUGUUCAUGCUAGUUGCCUUCGACCACAUAUCGUUAAAGAAAAUGUACACUCAAGUGGCGCUCAAGUGCAAACGGAACCCCGCACUUUUCGAGCCUUUCAGUGACAUGUCGGAGGCGGACUUGGCGCAGGCGCUCAAGCAGAAAGAGUUUUACCGACAAGGUCAAACGCGUGCGUCUCGUGGCGAGCAGUCGAUUGCAGAGAGACUGCUGCACUCAGUCGAUAUCAGCGGAGGAACGAUCUGGGGUAGUGGUGCCGAGCGUGCGCAGUGCCGUCGACGAGCUUUCGCUUACCAGGCACGCUAUGGUCAGCCGGCGCUCUUCGUUACACUGACGCCCAAUGUGGCCGAGUCAUUCGUGAUGGCUCAGUACACCGGCGUGUCUUCGGUCGACACGCUCUUCGAUGCUGAACUUGUGGGAGCGCCUGGCAAGUCGGUAAUGCAGAGUGCAAGCUUGAAGAAUGAUGUUGUGAGUGCACGGUUGUUCAUGCGCAACAUGGACGCUUUCAUUGAACAUGUUCUUGGCGUGAAUCCUGAUGACAUGAAAGGUAAGCCGUUCGACGGGCUUUUUGGAAAGAUUGAAGCAUACUUCGGCAUGGUCGAAACGCAGGGCGGCGGAACACUGCAUGCCCACUUCCUCAUUUGGUUGGUAGAUGCGCCUCCAAAUUCAGCAGCGUUUGACCGCGCUGUCCAGACACAUGGCGAGCAGUACUACCGCAACCUUGAGGAGUAUACAGACAGUGUCGUGACGACGUUACUUCCGCUGAAUAUUGCUGACUCACACUGCCAGUUUUGUGGCGAGUCGUACGCGCGUUUGAAGGAGCUGCCGAUCCCAAUUCAAGCCUACACAAGUCCAAACCACCGACAAGACGGGCAGUCAAUGGAGCCGUUGCUGGUUCAAUGUGGUCACUGUGGCCGCAAGGCGAGCUCCCAGCACGUUUUGCGCCGCGUGGUUCUCGGCCAUCGACCACCACUUUGGCCACCGCCGCGGCGAGAACACUCGACCAACGAGCUGAAGCUGGCGACGGAUCGUGAAGCGCUUUGCCGAGGCUCGACAAACGCUGCGAAAAAUGCAAUCUUCUUUCGCGACUGCUACUUGGAGGGCCGCGAAAAUGAUUCCGAUAGUGAAGGAACCACCUUCGGUCGCUGAACCGUCCGACACAGCGCAGCGAGCGCUUUCAAGAUGACUUGUUCCGCAUUGACUCGGUC
Molecule: messenger RNA, 2162 nt
Organism: Phytophthora nicotianae INRA-310
Lineage: Eukaryota; Oomycota; Peronosporomycetes; Peronosporales; Peronosporaceae
Exons: 1
Coding region: 1-2103 (700 amino acids)
Source: RefSeq, a predicted model, not a curated record